UACUGGACUAAAAGGGAGGGAACAAGUCUUGGCUGUGGUAUUUAACCACCACACCCUUUUCACUUCUCAUAGCUGGAACUCUCCUGGUCAUCGUCUGCUUACUUAGGACAUCUAAGAUGGCUCUGGUAGCUGAAUUCCUGGGUCAGCUGACACUUUUUGCGUCGGCCGAGACCACCUACCCCACCGUGGUUCCUGUAGCUGAUUUUAAUCCAGACAAAGAUGCUGCCAGAAUAGAGACGGCUAUCAAAACUAAAGGUGUGGACAAACAAACCAUUAUCCAGAUCCUAACUAAACGGACAUAUGGACAAAGACGAGAAAUUGCUUUUGCAUAUGAGAGAAGAGCCAAGAAGGAUAUGAUUUCUGCCCUGAAGGGGGCGCUGUCUGGCUCACUUGAGACCGUUAUGUUGGGCCUGAUGAAGAGCACUGCCCAGUAUGACGCUUCUGAGAUUAAUGCCUCCAUAAAGGGUUUAGGAACAGACGAGGAGACCCUGAUCGAGAUCCUCUGCUCUCGAAGCAAUGAGGAGCUGGUGGAGAUUAAGAAAGUCUACAAAGAACUCUUUAAGAAAGACCUGGCGAAGGAUGUGGCUGGAGACACUUCCGGAGAUUUCGCUAAGCUGCUGCUCGCCCUAGUGGAGGCCGAGAGGGAUGAGCCAAGCACUGUAGUCGACUAUGAGAAAAUUGACGAAGACGCCAGAUCACUGUAUGAAGCAGGGGUGAAACGGAAAGGCACUGACGUCAAAACCUGGAUUAGCAUCAUGACUGAGAGGAGCGUCCCUCAUCUGCAGAAAGUAUUUGACAGGUACAAGAGCUACAGCCCCUAUGACAUGCAGGAGAGCAUCAGGAAGGAGGUGAAAGGAGAUCUGGAGAAGUCCUUCCUUACACUCGUCCAGUGCUUUGAAAACAAACAGCUCUACUUUGCCAACAGACUCAAUGAUGCCAUGAAGAGUAAAGGUGCGAAGGAGAAAGUGGUGACGAGGAUCAUGAUCUCACGCUGUGAGGUAGACCUUAAGAAGAUCAGGACUGAGUUCAAGGCCCAGGUUGGAAAGUCUCUGCACCAGACCAUCUCUGAGCACACUAAAGGAGAGUAUCAGCAGGCCCUGCUGGGUUUGUGUGGAGGAGAUGAUUAAAGCUAAGGCAGUUCGCUCCUGUUCCGGGACCCUCCGCUGCUUCUAAACCUGCUCCAUGAGACUCUCGUCUGCUCAGCCCUCGGCCCUGAUGUACUGUCCUAGCUUAUAAUGUAUAUGGAUCAGUCUAUCGCUAACUGGGCUCACAGUGUUCCUUAGAGACCAAAGAGAAACUACCCCCAAUUAUGUCAUGUAUAGACUUCUCAAGUAAUGACUCCUCAAUGCGCAAACCCAGGGAUGGGAUACUCAGAUGAUACUUUAACAGCUGAAGUUACGUUAUCCAAAAAGUAUUUCUGUACCCCUGUAAAGCAACAACGUUGUAUUAAACUGUGCCACAGUUGACCUUU
Messenger RNA from Clarias gariepinus (North African catfish), 1471 nucleotides. It is a transcript of the gene anxa2a, whose product is annotated as annexin A2a. The record is from RefSeq and is a predicted model, not a curated record. Gene Ontology annotation, cellular component: cytoplasm. The transcript is spliced from 13 exons. Lineage: Eukaryota; Metazoa; Chordata; Actinopteri; Siluriformes; Clariidae. Bases 117 to 1127 code for a protein of 336 amino acids. Gene Ontology annotation, molecular function: calcium ion binding; cytoskeletal protein binding; calcium-dependent phospholipid binding.